AGAGGCGGUGUUUGGCACCGCUCAAGCGAAACGACGACCUUCGCGAAAACGGCAUGCGGAUUUCCUCCCGCCACAGCUCGUACAAGAAGCUCGCUCAGCUUCCGCUCCUCAAGCUCUCCGUUCUCAAGCUCGACGGCUCUGUUUUCGAAAUUCAGGUUGGGAGGACAUGCUACAAUAGCAGAGCUCAAACAAGCAGUAGAAGAUUUCUUUGGUCCCUCCCAAGACAAGAUUCCAUGGUCACUGGUUUGGGGGCAUUUCUGCUUGUGUCAUGUUGGUCAGAAGUUGAUUAAUGACAGUGCGUACAUUCGGAAUUUCGGAAUUAAGGACGGUGAUCAACUUGAAUUCAUUAGGCAUAUGUCCAUCAGCAACUCACCAUUGAAAAAAGGGUCGAAGAAUGAGAGUGUUCCAUACAAACAGCAACCUAUGUUGACGUACAGGCCAAGUUACUAUCCCAAUGAAGAUCAUCUGGAGGCAGGUCAUGUGCCUGAAUUCGUGCACGAGGACGAAGAAAAUUGUGGAGUGGAGGUUAAUGGCAGCAAUGCAGCAAUACAGGAGGACAACUCCAAUUACUAUCCCAAUGUAGAAGAUCUGGAGGCAGGUCCAGUGCCCGAAUUCAAGGCAGUUCACUUCUUGAAAGGGUGGCUCUCAUACUCGAAGGUCAUCGGGGGAUUCAAAAAAGGGAUCCGAAGGCAGGAAUCGUCCAUCGAAAUUCAGCCUACUUUCCUUAGGAAGCCGAUGUAGAAUGACUUGUUGUCUCACAUUUUGUGUGUUGUGAAGCUGUUGCAUGCUAAGGCCUCAAGAUGUUCCACAAGUUCAGCACUAAGUUUAUUGUAAAUGGUAGUUGGGUUCUCUCGAUA
Pyrus x bretschneideri (Chinese white pear) is the source of this 857-nucleotide messenger RNA. RefSeq lists its product as uncharacterized. The coding region runs from base 355 to 741 and encodes 128 amino acids. The transcript is spliced from 5 exons. The record is from RefSeq and is a predicted model, not a curated record. Lineage: Eukaryota; Viridiplantae; Streptophyta; Magnoliopsida; Rosales; Rosaceae.